GUUGUAGGCCGAACCGUAGGCUAUCCUCAUUCGAUACCAGACUCUCGGACCAGUCGUUUCGGCUUCUAAAUUUAUCAAAAUUCUAAAUUUUUGUUUUCGAAAAUAGUUCAACCAAAAUACGUUAAAAGAACCCAGGAUGUGUAACGGAUGUGGAUGCUGUGGACCCUGUAACGAAACGCCCUGCUGUGGCCCGCACAGUCCGCCCUGCGGAGCCCCGUCGCCCAUUCCGUGCUCCCCUGCUCCGGGCAUGUGCUGUCCUCCGCUGCCCGAGGGCGGCAUUCCCGAUCCGCGUGUCUGGAACUACUAUAACACGCCCCCAACGUAUCCAUGUGGCUUCUAAGUGGCUUUGGACGAGUGACCCGACCUUAUUUGGCUGUCCUAUUUUGGUUGGGGACUAAUCGAAAACGGAGAACCGUCAGUUGGCAUAUUUUGUACUUAUUUAGGCUUUAAAUUGAAAUAAAUCUAAUUUUAUCAUAUCUGGA
Messenger RNA from Drosophila subpulchrella, 482 nucleotides. Its product is annotated as male-specific sperm protein Mst84Dd-like. Bases 137 to 340 code for a protein of 67 amino acids. The record is from RefSeq and is a predicted model, not a curated record. NCBI's taxonomy places the organism in Eukaryota, Metazoa, Arthropoda, Insecta, Diptera, Drosophilidae. The transcript has 3 exons.